Molecule: messenger RNA, 2761 nt
Organism: Dryobates pubescens (Downy woodpecker)
Lineage: Eukaryota; Metazoa; Chordata; Aves; Piciformes; Picidae
Gene: IL17RD
Product: interleukin 17 receptor D
Exons: 13
Coding region: 352-2190 (612 amino acids)
Molecular function (GO): interleukin-17 receptor activity
Source: RefSeq, a predicted model, not a curated record
GCGCUCCUCGCCUGUUUCAGCAGCCGCCAGCUCGCCGAGGCCGCUGGAGCAGCCGGCGGCAGGCGCGGGUCAGCAGCCGAUGGCUGCGGAGGGAGGGGGCUGUCAUCAGUCACCAAGAGCAAUGGACUAUUCAAUAUCACCUUUAAAUAUGACAACUGCACACCCUACCUGAAUUCUGUGGGAAAGCACGUGAUUGGAGAUGUGCAGAAUAUAACUAUCAGCCAGUAUGCCUGUUAUGAGCAGGUUGCAGUGACAGUAUUUUGGGUAGCAAAUGCUAUUGGGAUUGAAUACCUGAAGGGAUUUCGAGUAAUACUUGAGGAGUUGAAGUCAGAGGGAAGACAAUGCCAGCAGAUGGUUUUAAAAGAUCCAAAGCAGCUCAGCCCCAGUUUUAAACGAAUAGGAAUGGAAUCCCAGCCCUUUGUAAAUCUGAAGUUUGAAACAGAUUACUUUGUAAAGAUUGUUCCCUUUCCUUCCCUUAAAAAUGAAAGCAAUUACCACCCGUUCUUCUUCCGAACCAGACCAUGUGAAUUGUUACUACAGCCAGAAAAUCUUGUCUGCAAACCUUAUUGGAAGCCAAGGAAUCUGAAUGUUACCCAACAGGGUUUCAACGUGCAAGUGUCUUUUGAUCAUGCACCUCUCAACUUUGGUUUUAAGUAUUACUUUCUUCACUACAAACUUAAGCAUGAAGGGUCAUUUAAGCAAAAGACCUGCAAACAGGAGCAAAACACAGAUACUACAAGUUGUGUUCUUCAGAAUGUCUCUCCAGGAGAUUAUAUAAUUGAGCUGGUUGAUGACACCAAUACAACAAGGAAAACGAUGCACUAUGCACUAAAACCAGUGCAUUCUCCAUGGGCUGGACCGAUAAGAGCUAUUGCCAUUACAGUCCCUUUAGUUGUCAUUUCAGCAUUUGCAACGCUUUUCACAGUGAUGUGUCGCAAGAAACAGCAAGAAAAUAUAUAUUCCCAUUUAGAUGAAGAGAGCUCAGAAUCUUCAGCAUAUGCUGCAGGCCUCCAUGUGGAACGACUUCGUCCCCGACCAAAAGUGUUCAUCUGCUAUUCCAGUAAAGAUUGCCAGAAACACAUUAAUGUCAUCCAAUGCUUUGCAUAUUUUCUUCAGGACUUUUGUGGCUGUGAGGUGGCUCUAGAUUUGUGGGAAGAUCUAAAACUUUGUAAGGAAGAUCAGAAGGAGUGGCUUGUUAAAAAAAUAAAUGAGUCCCAGUUUAUCAUCAUUGUGUGUUCCAAAGGAAUGAAAUACUUUGUUGAAAAAAGGAACUGGAAACACCGAGGAGUAACCAAAGAUGCAGGAAAGGGAGAACUAUUUCUGUUUGCUGUGUUGACUGUUGCAGAGAAGCUUCGUCAAGCAAAGCAGAAUUCAGAUGACCUCUGCAAGUUCAUUGCAGUCUACUUUGAUUACUCCUGUGAAGGAGAUAUCCCUGGUAUCCUGGAUCUAAGUACAAAAUACAAACUUAUGGACAAUCUCCCUCAGCUGUAUUCACAUUUACACUCUAGAGAUCAUGGCGUACAGGAUUCAGAGGGGUUUCCUGUUAACAUUAGUAAAAGGAAUUAUUUCAGGAGCAAAUCUGGAAGGUCUCUUUAUGUUGCUAUUUGCAACAUGCAUCAGUUCAUUGAUCAGGAACCAGACUGGUUUGAGAAACAAUUUAUUCCCUUCCCUCCACCUUCCUUACAUUACUCGGAGCCUGUCAUGGAAAAAUUUGAUUCAGGCUUGGUUUUAAAUGACUUAGUGAAUAAACAGGUGAUGGAUAGCGAUUUUUACCUGAAACCAGAUGUAAAUAUUAUUGCAGCAGGGAAUUCAGACUCUCACUGUAUAAUUCAGCACUUAAACCUUGGAGAAGAUAUCGAAACUCAGGACAUUCAAGGUGGUGGCAGCUCUGUUCUUCAGUCGUUGUUGCAUGUUGUUAAAGCUUCAAAUCUUAAAGAUAUGCCUCGAGAUUCUGGAAUCUAUGAUUCAUCUGUUCCUUCAUCUGAACUAUCUUUACCUUUAAUGGAAGGACUAUUGACAGACCAAACUGAAACAUCUUCCAUUACAGGAAGUGUUUCUUCAUCUUCAGGUUUAGGGGAAGAAGAGCCUCCUGUGAUCUCCACUACAAAGUUCUUAAUGCCUGGAAUAUGUAAAGCAGAACUUCAUUGCCAUAUCCAUACUGAUGAACUGCAGGCAAUUGAUCCUUUAUAGUAUGUUGCAACAUGUUACGCAUUGCCACUUUAUCAACAGCCUCUGUUUGUGCUUUAACUACCAUAAUCUCUCAGCACUAAAUCUACUUGAAGGAACAAAUACUCCAUGAAGAAGAUCUGUUAUUCCUAAAGGGUUUUUAUAUGGCCAAUGAACUUGAAUCUGUUGGUCUUUGUAUAAAGUGUUUCCUGAGAUGGAAAAUGCAACAUGGAAAAAUAGAUGAGAAUACAUUUCAUAGUAAUUCCUAUUGCUAAUUUAAAUGUCACGAUGUUACAUUGUUUACAGGUGCCAUAACCAAAACUGACUUUUUUUUUUGUUGUUUUGUUAGAAAUAGUCUUACAACUGGAGAUAAAAUAGCUUGGAACAUGAAGUCUUAGUAAAUUUUGUAGUCCAGCCUCUAGUUUUAAGUGCUGAAGUACUUGAUGGCAGGAGUGUUGUAGUGAAUGAGAGCAAGAUUUUUUUUCAGAAGCAAGAUAACAUGCCAAAGGUGAGAUCAGGAGAUUCUCCAUCACAAGAGAUAAUUUCCCUUUAGAAGUGUUUAAGCUCCUUUCCUCAGUCUUUCCCAAAUGUUAAU